Homarus americanus (American lobster) is the source of this 1459-nucleotide messenger RNA. RefSeq names its product RNA-binding protein lark-like (gene lark). The transcript has 7 exons. The coding region runs from base 118 to 1044 and encodes 308 amino acids. Gene Ontology annotation, cellular component: cytosol. Gene Ontology annotation, molecular function: zinc ion binding; mRNA binding. NCBI's taxonomy places the organism in Eukaryota, Metazoa, Arthropoda, Malacostraca, Decapoda, Nephropidae. The record is from RefSeq and is a predicted model, not a curated record.
AUUGGGUUCUCAUUUGACCACUGCUAAGCGUCCGCCAUCUUUGCUCGGUGGGGCCAACUGAAGGUGUCUCCCUCCAGGUAAACAAUCCUGCAGUAUUGAGGGCUCAGACUAACCAAAAUGCCCGUACGGGGAAACACAUUUAAGAUAUUUGUGGGAAAUCUCAGUGACCGUGCUACAGGCGCUGACAUUCGAGACCUGUUUGAAGCUCAUGGUACAGUGGUAGAAGCAGAUGUUGUGAAAAACUAUGGCUUUGUUCACAUGGAAAAGGAAGAAGAGGGCCAGGCAUCGAUUGAAGCUCUGAAUGGUCAUUCACUUCAUGGGAAGCCGAUGGUUGUUGAAGCUUCCACUGGUGCUAGGAAGGGGGGUAACCAGAAGACAAAAAUCUUUGUUGGUAAUCUUCACAAAGAUUCCAAACUUGAAGAGAUGAAAAGUCUCUUUGAAGUGUAUGGGAAUGUGGUCGAGGCUGACAUUCUAACGAACUAUGCUUUUAUUCACAUGGAUGAUGAGGCUCAAGCACAACGAGCAAUUCGAGAGCUUGAUGGAUAUGAGCUCCACGGUUUACGUCUGAGAGUCCAAGAGUCAACUUCACGUGUUCGGCAGCAAGCUGGGAUGGGAAAUCCAGACAUGUGUUACCGCUGUGGAUCUGGUGGUCAUUGGUCAAAGGAGUGUCCAAGAGAUGGACGCAUUGGGGGCUCUCGCUACCCUGAACGUGAACGAGGUCGCAGCUUUGGGAGUCGAUAUGACCCAUACCCCCCACCACCACCCCCAAGCUAUGCCAGGGAGCGCAUGCUGCGUUACAGGGAUGAUUUUGACAGAUAUGAUCGGUAUGAUCGCUAUUACGACGAGGGACUAUAUGAACGUCGUUAUGGCGAUCAUCCUCCACCGCCUCCACCGAUGCUAGAUGAUCUGUAUGAGCGACGCCUCCCUCCACUGCCUCCUUAUCCUGAUUACUUACGUUAUGGACGGCGCUCACCACCUCCACGUUACCCUCCUCCUCCUCCACCAAUGCGCGGUUACGGCCCACCGGACCGCCGGCCAUACUAAGCGCGCGACAUAUGCCGGGAGCACCGCCGCUGAUCCCUCGAUCGUGGUGCGGGCGCGGUAGUGUGGUGUCAGCGUGUAUUCGUAACGUCUCUUGUAGCGUCCGCGUCGGCUCCGCCCGGAUCCAAACCGCCGCCGUGGCUAUGCCGUGCCGCGCUGCUCUAGCAACCUGGGAUGGGCAUACGAAGCUCAUUCAUGAUACCCCCAAAGGGCAUUACCCUGUAACUGAAUACCACUGUCAAUCCGUUUAAUUUUUCUUUAGGGUUAGAAAUUAUUGUCAAAUCGAUAAGUUUUCUCGGUUAGUAUCAGGUAAUGUUCCUUAAGUUCCUUGUUUUAUAUUUUGUUGUAAUAUAGGCUACAUUGUAAUGUGAAUGUUGAGGAAUAAUUACAAAUAAAAGCAAAAACCGUACAGAAUUAA